GAACACCGUGUCAAACUCGGGAGCUUGUGCACCGUCUCUGUACAAACACCCUCAUUACUACGAAGAAGAGCUUGUGAACGCGGUAUGAGUGGGAGUUUCGAAAGUGUUCAGAGAAAUCGAGAUCGAGACGCAGAGGCAAGUGUUUCUCCUACGAGCGGUUUUUACAGAAGAGUUUGCUUUGCAGUUACUGCUGUCGGGCGAGGAUUAUCGAUCGAAAGCAUCUCUUCGUCAUCAUGUUCAAAAAGUUCACAUCGGAGGAGAUAAGUGCUCAAAAUCAAGUCAAGGCUUCUGUUCAGCGAAAAAUACGUCAAAGUAUCUCUGAAGAGUACCCGGAUCUAGAACCUAUACUCGAUGAGCUGCUCCCGAAGAAGUCCCCUCUUAUUGUUGCGAAAUGUCAAAAUCACAUCAAUCUGGUCGUUGUGAACAAUGUUCCACUAUUUUUUAAUGUAAGGGAUGGACCAUACAUGCCAACUUUGCGCCUUUUGCAUCAAUAUCCAAGCAUUAUGAAGAUGUUGAGAGUCGAUAGAGGAGCGAUCAAGUUUGUUUUAGCUGGAGCGAACAUUAUGUGCCCUGGCCUCACUUCUGCUGGUGGCGCACUAGAUGAGGAAGUGCCUGCUGAAGCACCAGUGAAUGGGUGUGAGUGUAAACUCGUGGCGGUCUGCAACUAAUGCUGGCGGCACUUCCAACAGGCGAUAAUGGCGGAGGGUAAGCAGCACGCGCUUGCAAUCGGCUACACCAAGAUGUCAGCCAAAGAUAUAAAGUCUAUCAACAAAGGUAUUGGCGUGGACAACAUGCAUUAUUUAAAUGAUGGGCUUUGGAAGACACUCCAUCUGGAUUGAUCGUAGCAGUCUGGACAGCUAACUUACAGAUUUCACAAUUGUAGCUUUUUGGAUCGUUCUCACAGCUAUUUCUCAAUGAAAAUUCCCUCUCUGCAGGAGUUUUUUCCUUGUUAGUUCAGCUUGGAUCUGCUGCAAAGUCUCCAGGUCGGGAAAUUUGGUUUUCAUAUGACUAGGUAACACUAGCAGUUUGAAUGCCUCGAGGUUUAGUACCCUUGGCCACGGCCUCUUAUGUAGAGAGUUUUGGGAGUCUGUUUGAGCGACAGAUAUGUUCACCUAUCAGAAAUGCGUUUGCUGAUCCAUAAAUGAUGAACCCGGUCAGGGAGCAGAUUACAAAAGUUAUUCGUGUGAGCUUAUGAAGUCGGACGUUAAGAGUUUUUAAUGGACUGAGGAAACUCAUGUCAUGGUGGUUGAAUCUCCCGCAGAAGCUGCGGCGAUUAAUAUUGUUUGUGUCGAAUUUGGGUCACAUGUAAUAAUUAAUUGAAGAGAACACUGCAUGUUUGUCAUGUGGAUUUGCCUGGCAUAGCC
Molecule: messenger RNA, 1364 nt
Organism: Marchantia polymorpha subsp. ruderalis
Lineage: Eukaryota; Viridiplantae; Streptophyta; Marchantiopsida; Marchantiales; Marchantiaceae
Source: the annotation of a GenBank genome assembly